Molecule: messenger RNA, 2348 nt
Organism: Mugil cephalus (flathead mullet)
Lineage: Eukaryota; Metazoa; Chordata; Actinopteri; Mugiliformes; Mugilidae
Product: CD48 antigen-like
Exons: 8
Coding region: 98-865 (255 amino acids)
Source: RefSeq, a predicted model, not a curated record
UCGAGAGUCGAAUCAGACAGAGCAGGGUCUGUCAUUCUUUUAGUUUUAGGAAAAUUGUAAAAAUAGUUAUUUUAUUUGGAAUUUGUUUUACCGAAACAUGAAGACGACGUUUUACCAGACGCUUAUAGUGCUGGUGAUUUUAUGCGGCGCGUACUCAGUCACCAACAAGACAGUGGGUGAUGAAAUCAUCCUCGAUCCAGGCUCUAAAGUUGAAAACAUCACCAGCAUAACGUGGAUACAUGACGGGCACAUUGUCGCUGAGUGGUAUAAAGUCUCUUUAAACACUGUCUGCUACGAGCAGCUCAAAGGUCGCUGUAAACUGGACACCACAACUGGAGAGUUGACCAUCUUUAACCUGACACUAGAGGACAGUGGGAUCUACAAAGCAGAGAUCAACACACACUCACACACAACUGAACUGAAGGUUUUCUCACCUGUUCCUCAACCAACUGUCUCCAUGAGCUGUGACAACACAACUAAACCCAAGGUUUUCUCACCUGUUCCUAAACCAACUAUCACCAUAAAAUGGAACGAUGAAAAGACCCACUGUGUUCUGACCUGUGAAGGCAUCACUACAGAUGUUGGACCAGUCAACUACACCUGGUGGUCAGAUAAUAAGAUUAUAAAUGAAUCCAAGGAGCUGAUCAUAACAAAGGAGGAGAUGAACUCUGGGUUCAUCUGUGAGGUGAAAAAUCCAGUCGGCUCUAAAAGAAGCGAAGAAUUCAUCAACCCCUUCAUCACCAACAAAAAUCAGACGACAUCAAUCAUACCAGUGGUCUUGAUUCCAUUGGGUUUUGUUAUUUUUUGUGUCUGUGUCAUCUUGUGCCAACGCAGAGGACGACAUGUGAAUGAAGGUAUCCUCUGACAGAGAUGCUGAAGCCUACUGCAGCAGGAAGACAAAAAAAAAAAAAAAAAAAAAUCAAAAUCUGAAAAAAAGAAAAUUAUUAUAAAAAAUUCAAAAUUCCCUCAUAAUUGAAAAGAAAAUCAAAGAAAAAUUACAAUUACAACUAAUUUUUAUGAAUUAAAAAAGUCAAAACAACCAGCAAGUGGUGAUGCUAGAGAGGGAACUAUUCCCUUUUAACUAAACUUAGCUGCAAGUGUUGUUCCAUUCAGUCACUUCUUCAAGCAUUAAUCAGAAAGCUGAUAUGACAAUCACAACUUUUCACUAACGGACAUUUUUAACUGGAGAGCAAGACGACAUUUGAUAGUAACCUGGCUUAAACUGCCAGUAAAAAAGAAAAAAAGAAAGAAAAAUAAGAAAAAGAUACACUCAAUAAAAAAAGAAAAAGGAAAAAAAUUUUAAAAAAAUGAAAAAAAGAAAAUCAUUACAAAAAAAUUAAAAAUGCCCUCAUAAUUGGAAAGAAAAUCAAAGAAAAAUUACAACUUCUCAAUUUUUUAUGAAUUAAAAGAUUGUUCAUUUUAAACCUGAGACAGAACAAGAUAAUAUCACAAUAUGAAAACAAAAACCCAAAAAAACCCUAAUUUUUAUAAGUCAAAACAACCAGCAAGUGGUGAUGCUAGAGAGGGAAGUAUUCCCUUUUAACUAAACUUAGCUGCAAGUGUUGUUCCAUUCAGUCACUUCUUCAAGCAUUAAUCAGAAAGCUGAUGUGACAAUCACAACUUUUCACUAACGGACAUUUUUAACAGACUCUGUUGGUGUUUUCAUGCAAAAUAUGUGGGAAAAAAAUGCAAUUUCUAUGAAAUAUUAGCAAAAAAAUAAAUAACUUUAAUAAUGUAGCUUUAGCUGGGAAUAUUUACUUAUUGGAACUAUGACAACCAACACUAGAGUACACAAAUUUUGAGAUUUAAUGUUAUGCAUCAAUUAAUGUUAAUGUUCAGUGUCACUGUAUUUUUGUAUUUCUUGUUUGUACACAUGCAAAUUUGCACAUUUUUGUACAUUUUUUAUUUAUUUUGUUAUAUUUUAUACUUAUUUACUUUUUUUGUUGUUUUUUUUUUGUUUUUUUUAAGUGCAACAAAGCAUUUUACUGUGUUCAUGCACUUCAUAUUAAAUCCAAUGCCAUAAUGUCUGAGCCAGAAGAACAGUGUUUUAGCAAAAACACAGAUGAAGUAAAGAAGGACGUGAACAUGUAACAACUGUUAGGUUCAUUUUAAUGUUACAUUUCUUCUUCUGCAGCUCAUUCCUCCACAGUGACUUUUGAGAGUUGAGAAUCUUUUUUAUAAUAUUUACAGACUGUAUCAAGUGUUAGUGAAGGAUCUUCCUUCAUUCUGCUGUGAUCCUCUACAAACACAUAUGUAUUAACUCCUGUAGUAUUUAUUUCAUUGUGUUUACUGUCCUCAAACUGUGUGCUGCUGUUACACUGAUAAAUAAAAGAGUCUUGACUGAAAAA